Molecule: messenger RNA, 3160 nt
Organism: Seminavis robusta
Lineage: Eukaryota; Bacillariophyta; Bacillariophyceae; Naviculales; Naviculaceae
Source: the annotation of a GenBank genome assembly
CAUCAUCUUCCCUAUUGGCAAAAUCUAGAAAUAUCGGAAACUCCCCUUCUCGAACAAUUGUGAGAAGUUGUUCUGACUUCUGACGAUCAUCCACCAUCUGCCACCAUAAGCUUCGCAAUCAACGACCUCUUUCAAUUUGCUACUGGUUUCAACGAUCUCUUCCGCUUUUUAGUACAAGGGUUCAACACGCUAUUCCAAAGCCAAGAAACUGCAUGAGCACCCUGAACUGAUGAGAGCUGCAGACAGCCACGGUGAUCCACCCCUGACCACCACGAGUAAGCAACCACUGUCCUCAUAGGCAAGAUAAUCCGCAAGGAGGGACAACUCACCUUCAACCGUAGGCAAUAAGUUAGAAUAGCUUCUAAAAAAGGAAGUUGUAGAUCACCCACAAUUAAUCAAACAUUCACAACCAAAGCAGCAGCUGCCAACAUGACGGAACCGAGGACAGCCAUGCAACAUGAAGCCGCCAGCGGCGACGCCCCUGUGGAUCGAGCGGUGUACCUCAAGAAAGAAUUGGAAAACAGAGUUCAGACGGAACCAGCUCUUUUUGAGUUUAUCCAAAGUGCUGCUUUGGAUGGCUUGUGGUACUGGGACCUUGAAAACAUGGAGAACGAAUGGCUGAGUCCAGAAUUCAAGGCACUCUUUGGCUACAAAGAUGACGAAGUGCCCAACACGAGCGCCUGGUGGCAAGACAACAUCCAUCCCGAAGACAAGGAUUUGGCCAUUAAAAACUUUCAAGACCACGUGACCAGCGGCGUUCCCUACAGCUCGAUUGUCCGGUAUCGUCACAAGGAUGGCUCGACCGUGUGGGUCCGGUGUCGAGGACAGGUACUGCGCAACAGUCAGGGAGUCCCCAUUCGCAUGCUGGGGGCUCACAAUGACUUGACGCAACUCAUGAAGAUCCAACAAGAGCUCAAGAAAAAGGAGGAUGUUCUGGACAUGCUCUGCACGACAGCUCUCGAUGGAUUUUGGGAUUGGAACAUGAAGACGGGAGAAAAGAUUCUCAGUGUCCGAUGGAAGAAUGCUCUGGGAUACGAAGAAGACGAACUCGAGAAUACACUCGAAACCUGGGAGUCGCUCCUGCAUCCCGAUGACAUGCCCAAGGCUCUGGCGGCACGGGAGAAACACAUGCAGGAGGGAGCUCCGUAUUCUCAAGUGCUCCGAUACAAGCGCAAGGAUGGAACCAUUGCGCACAUGCUGGCACAGGGUGUGGCGCAAAAGGACGAACGAACGGGGGAAUGGAUUCGCAUGUUUGGUACCCACACCGAUGUGUCCUACCUCGAAGAAGCCCGCGCUGCCAAGGCCGCCAAUCAGGCCAAGACCACCCUUCUGCGCACCAUGAGUCACGAACUUCGCACUCCACUCAAUGCCAUCUUGGGCAUGUCCGAGGUCCUGAUGGGGACCAACCUGACUCCGGAACAACAGGAGUGCAUGUCCACACUGCAGAAUUCGGGAAAACACUUGCUCAGUGUCAUUUCCGAUGUCUUGGAUUAUUCCCAGUUGGAGAGUGGCAACCUAACCAUCAACAAGUCCGAAUUCAGCGUUCAAACAUGUGUUCGAGACGUCGUCGCAGCACUAGGGUUGGAAGCGUCCAAGAAGAGUGUGGACUUGACGUUUGAUUCGUCCAUUGAUGCUGGAGCCAAGUUUGUCGGUGAUCCCGAACGAACGCGCCAAAUUGCCUUUAAUCUCGUAAGCAACGCCGUCAAGUUUACCAGUGAGGGUUCUGUCAAUGUAUCCGUUUCGAUCGAGCAAGACAAGGACGAUCCACGCUUGAAGGGCGUCCGGGUAAACGUCAAGGAUACAGGUUGUGGCAUGUCACCCGAUCAGCAAGCUGUCGUCUUUGAUGGCUUUACCCAAGCGAGUGAAUUGAUUCAGCACCAAUACGGAGGUUCGGGUCUUGGUUUGAGCAUUAGUCAAAAACUCACGUCUGCCAUGGGUGGCUCCGUCUCUGUCGAAAGUCAGCUUGGCAGAGGAAGCUUGUUUUCCGUGUGGCUACCGGGAUUUGUUCCAGAGACAAUACCGAAACGUUCUCUCGCAAAAACGACCAAAGUCAUCUUGUAUGACAAGAACGGAGCCCCUUUUGACGUUCUACAGGACGACUAUGAACAAGGCUCAGCCACCAAGGCCAUUCGAGCUGCGGGCCUAGAUGUGUACAGGAUUUCAACCUUCUUUGAGCUACAGCAAACCUGUCGCCAGUCGUCCGUCGAAGCUGUGGCUGUUCCUUCCAAAGAUGCUUGUUCGGACGAAAUUCGGCAGUUUCUGGAGAAGAACAGCACGGCGCUACUUUUGGUCAUUGGCAAGUGUCUCAAAUGCAAUCUACAAGAGUCAAAGUACAAGGAUCGCGUGCUGACUGUCCCACACUUUCCAACCAGUGAUGAGAUCAAAGAAGCCAUGUCGCUACAUCGCAAGAAGGCCGCACCUCAAUUGGAUCUUUACAACCUGGGGAAUCCAGGGAGAGAUUUGAGGGUGCUUCUCGCGGAGGACAACCAUAUCAACAUCAAAGUCAUGCGGAGGUUUCUUUCCAAGUUCCCCUGCAAGGUAGACGUCGCGUGCAAUGGAUUGGUAGCGGUUGAAAUGGCAGGAAGAAACACAUAUGACAUCAUUCUUAUGGAUAUGAUCAUGCCAGAGAUGGGCGGUUUGGAGGCAACACAGAUGAUUCGCCAGAUAGACGACAAGACUCCGAUUGUGGCAUUGACGGCAAAUGCAACUACUGAUGACAGGGAAAGCUGCUUUGAGGCUGGAAUGCAUGACUUUUUGACCAAACCCAUCAAUCUGCAGACUCUUCGCAAGACAUUGACGCGGAUUGCUGACAGUGUCAUUGAAAAAGAGCAGACCUUGGAAAAAAGAAUGAAACCUUCCAAGACCAAGCUUGAUCUUGGUUCUCCUGACAGCACAUUCUCAUUGAUAACAUUGGCCGAUGGCGCGCAGCUCACUUAUUCGACUGACGCUGCCUAAAUCCAUUCGUCAGCUGGCCCCAAGCGACUUUGUUGGUGCAACGUUGAUCCCCAAUUUUGGGACGAGCUUCGAUAAAGUUAAUCCCAAAGAUUUGAAUGUGGCUUCUUUAAAUUAUCCUUUUAGUGUGAAAGGAACUCCACUGAAAUGUUUAGAUCAACACCCUGGUGUGCUUCGAUGCGUAGUACAUUGAAGUAGAUCCCUUCGG